This is a messenger RNA of Armigeres subalbatus, 534 nucleotides long. RefSeq names its product general odorant-binding protein 99a-like. The transcript has 2 exons. NCBI's taxonomy places the organism in Eukaryota, Metazoa, Arthropoda, Insecta, Diptera, Culicidae. Gene Ontology annotation, molecular function: odorant binding. The record is from RefSeq and is a predicted model, not a curated record. The coding region runs from base 88 to 504 and encodes 138 amino acids.
AUCAAUUCACUCUUAAAGCAAACGAAGCCAAUUCUUUAUAAAGUACCAACCCACGAGUGCUGGCGGUUAUUUCGUAUCUCCACCACCAUGGCUUCAAACCGUAGUCGAAUCGGAAUUAUCAUCAUUUCUUUGCUGGUAACGCUGGUCGCCAGUUCCGGCAAUAAGCGGGAACAACACAUCCACAACAAGCAAAUGUGCAGUAAGGUUCUCCGAACGCCCGCCGAAGACUUGGAACGGUACAACCGGUCGGAGUAUCCGGAAAAUCACGACACGGCUUGCUUCAUGCGGUGCACUGCCAUCCUGAACGGAGCGUAUGACGACGAAACGGGCGUGAAUAUGGACGUUGUUUAUGGAACCUAUGGUGCACUUUUGACGGCCGAGGAAUACACCGAAGAGUCGGAGCCGUGCUUAGCCCUGCGGGACGGAGUCGAGUGCUACUGUAUGAAGGCGUACAAACCACUGAUGUGUUUGAGGCAGCAGUUCAAGAAGCGAAAUGCAAUAUAAUGGAAAUAUAGUAUUAGUUCGUGAGAUAAA